UGUCAUUCCAAAUCCAAGGAUCAAGAACACCAUCGUAUUCCUUUCCAUAAAUAUGCUUUACGCUCAUCAUAUCAAACGAUCAUAGUUAACUGAUCUACGUCGACACUUAGAUUCCUGAGUCCCAACUCUUCAUGUCAACAAAGGUUUGUUGCAUGACCAUGAGGAUGAACCUUGACUGCAACGCUUGCUGUAGGAAACUAAGGAGAAUCCUUCUUAAUAUGAAGGGGAUAGAGACCCAUGUGAUCGAGAAACCAUAUGGUAGGGUAAGCGUCUGUGGUAGAGUCAGACCGUCGGAUGUUGCAAUAAAAGUGAGGAAGAAGAUGAAGCGUCGGGUCGAAAUACUGGAGAUUCAAGAGUUUGGCAGCGGUGAUGAACAGGCAGAUCACCAGUUAUAAAUGGAGGCUAGGAUGAAGGUAGAAGAAGGCUCCGAAGAUGUCUCAUCUCCGAACCCAAUUUGGAAUCUCUUUUAAGAAUUUCACCUCUAUGCCGCACCCAUGGACAAAGGGAAGAUUUGGAAAACAGACGGGGCAAAUGCUGGAAAAAUAGAUAAAAAAAAUAUACACCUUGUAAAGUUUUAUUCUAAAUGAAUUCCUACCGCUGAUAAAAUUGUACAAUUGUAUUCAAUCAUGUUAAGAAGCAAUUUCUGCUUA
Punica granatum (pomegranate) is the source of this 650-nucleotide messenger RNA. NCBI's taxonomy places the organism in Eukaryota, Viridiplantae, Streptophyta, Magnoliopsida, Myrtales, Lythraceae. The record is from RefSeq and is a predicted model, not a curated record.